Messenger RNA from Physeter macrocephalus (sperm whale), 2242 nucleotides. RefSeq names its product kelch repeat and BTB domain containing 13 (gene KBTBD13). The transcript has 2 exons. The record is from RefSeq and is a predicted model, not a curated record. Gene Ontology annotation, biological process: regulation of the force of skeletal muscle contraction; relaxation of skeletal muscle. NCBI's taxonomy places the organism in Eukaryota, Metazoa, Chordata, Mammalia, Artiodactyla, Physeteridae. Bases 56 to 1432 code for a protein of 458 amino acids. Gene Ontology annotation, molecular function: protein binding.
GUGGGUGACUGCUGCAUCCAGGCCCCCGGAGGCGGCCUCCGCGCCUGGGCCCGCCAUGCCGCAGGGCCCUGGGGCCCUGAUGCAGGUGUGGGUGGGCAGCCAGCUCUUCCAGGCCGACCGGGCCCUGCUGGUGGAGCACUGCGGCUUCUUCCGCGGCCUCUUCCGCUCGGGCAUGAGGGAGGCGCGCGCGGCAGAGGUGCGCCUGGGCGCUCUGAGCCCGGACGGCUUCCGCACCACGCUGCGGGUGCUGCGCGGCGAAAGGCCGGCGCUGGCGGCCCCCGACGAGCUGCUGCAAGCCGUGGAGUGCGCCGCCUUCCUGCAGACGCCGGCGCUGGCGCGCUUUCUGGAGCACAGCCUCACGUCGGACAACUGCGCGCUGCUGUGCGACGCCGCCGCCGCCUUCGGCCUGCACGACGUCUUCCUCAGCGCCGCGCUCUUCAUCCGCGACAGCGCCCCCGAGCAAGCGGCCGAGCUGGCGCUGCCCGAGGCUCGCGCCUACGUGGCGGCGCUGCGACCCAGCAGCUACGUGGCCGUCAGCACGCACGCACCGGCGCCCGGCUUCUUGGAGGACGCAUCGCGCACCGUGUGCUACCUGGACGAAGAGGAGAACGCGUGGCGCACGCUGGCUGCGCUGCCCAUGGAGGCCAGCACGCUGCUGGCCGGCGUGGCUACGCUGGGCAACAAGCUCUACAUCGUGGGGGGCGUGCGGGGCCCCAACAAGGAGGUGGUGGAACUGGGCUUCUGCUACGACCCCGAUGGCGGCACGUGGCGCAAGUUCCCCAGCCCCCACCAGCCGCGCUACGACACGGCGCUGGCCGGCUUUGACGGCCACCUCUAUGCCAUCGGGGGCGAGUUCCAGAGGAUGGCCAUGAGCUCCGUGGAGCGCUACGACCCGGCCGCGGGCUGCUGGAGCUUUGCGGCCAACCUGCCGCAGCCAGCUGCCGGCGUGCCCUGCGCCCAAGCCCGCGGCCGCCUCUUCGUGUGUCUGUGGCGGCCAGCCGACACCACGAUCGUGGUGGAGUACACGGUGAGGGCAGACGCGUGGCUGCCCGUGGCCGAGCUGCGGCGCCCGCAGAGCUAUGGCCAUUGCAUGGUGGCCCACCGCGAUAGUCUCUACGUGGUGCGCAACGGACCUAAGGAUGACUUCCUGCACUGCGCCAUCGACUGCCUCAACCUGGCCACCGGCCAGUGGACGGCGCUGCCCGGCCAGUUCGUCAACAGCAAGGGCGCGCUUUUCACGGCCGUGGUGCGCGGCGACACCGUCUAUACGGUCAACCGCGUGUUUACGCUGCUCUAUGCCAUUGAGGGCGGCACCUGGCGUCUGCUCAGGGAGAAGGCCGGCUUCCCACGGCCCGGCUCCUUGCAAACCGUUCUCCUCAGGCUGCCGCCCGGUGCCCAGGGGCAGGUGGCUUCGACGACGCCAGAACUGUGACCCCUGGGCUGGGCUUUAGGAGGGGGAUGCCCAGAGUCUUCUCUGAGCCAUGGCUGAGUCUAUGAGACUGGCCUUAGGAGCUGCUGGGAACUUCUCUCUCCCUGCCCCAGGUGAGACGUUGGGGGCCUUGUGCCUUCUGCCUUCUGGUGGUGUGAACAUGUCCAAGAAUCUCAGGAAGCAACGACUCUGGGAUCUCAACCCUCAAAUUACUUGGGCUGUCUUGAGAGCUGGUUAAUUCUUUCCUCCUAGCCUCCACUCUUGCCAUUUCCUGGACCUGGAAUGCCGUUCUUCUUCCUCUCUCUCUGUUGGCUCUGUGCCUACCUUCUCUGUGCAGGGUUGGCUCUUCCUGACGAUGGCUGCGUGCAUUGCUCAUUGGACCCCUGGCUGACAUCCUUUUCCAUGUGUGUAUGUGCACAUGCGUGCAGCUGUGCACGUAUGCAGAUAGCAAGAGCAGAUCCUUUUGUGAUGUCAGCUGAGCUGGGACACUUUCCCACCUACAGAAAAAAAUUAUGAGGUCCUACAAAAGAACAUGUCUACGCAACAGAAACAGACUCACAGACGUAAAGAACAGACUUGUGGUUGCCAAGGGAGAGGAGGGGUCAGGGAGGGAAGGAUUGGGAGUUUGGGAUUAGUAGAUGCAAACUAUUAUAUAUAUAGGAUGGAUAAACAACAAGGUCCUACUGUAUACCACAGGGAACUAUAUUCCAUAUCCUGUGAUAAACCACAAUGGCAAAGAAUAUAUGUAUAUGUAUGAGUCACUUUGCUGUACAGCAGAAAUUAACACAACGUUGUAAAUCAACUAUACUUCAA